Molecule: messenger RNA, 735 nt
Organism: Rhinocladiella mackenziei CBS 650.93
Lineage: Eukaryota; Fungi; Ascomycota; Eurotiomycetes; Chaetothyriales; Herpotrichiellaceae
Exons: 5
Coding region: 1-735 (244 amino acids)
Source: RefSeq, a predicted model, not a curated record
AUGAGCACGAGAAGUGGACCGAGAGCUGAUCUCAAGGAGAAGCUUCAGCGUUUGCAUGAGUAUUCGGCUUGUGAUGUUUCGGACGCAUUGCUUAAGCUUCGGAAAGCAAAACCGGGUGAGGUUGCAAGGGCCGGAUAUCUUGCAGAUAUUACAUUACCUCGGAGUACUACAGAAAGCAAUGAAGCCAGCGGCAAGGUGAUUGCACCUGCCUGUACAUUGAAGCUGGUGCCCAAACACUCUCUCCCAGAGUCCACCCCUCCAGCUGAAAACACCGUUCCAAAGGGAGGUCACUGGGUAGACCUAACAGAACCUGAUACCAUUGUUGUCAUUGACCAACCUGAAGGACAAAAGUGUGCCGCGGUUGGCGGCAUCAUGGCACAAAGAAUGAAGGUUAGGGGAGUGGCGGGCUGCGUUGUCGGUGGUCGUGUGAGAGAUGUGACUGAGCUGAGAAAUUCGCAACUCCCAAUAUUUGCUUUGGGCCGAUCCACGGUUGGGACCAAUGCCGAAUCAUUGGUGUAUGCUCGCAACAUUCCUGUCUCUAUCACCGGCGUCAGUGUUUCUCCAGGUGACAUCGUCUUUUGUGAUCUUCUUGAGGGCGUGGUAGUCAUUCCACAGGAACUGCUUGAUGAAACUUUGUUGUUGAUGCCAAAGCUGGUGGCAGCUGAUGACAAAGUCAAAGAUGCUGUACUAGGCGGAAUGUCCGUUGCAGAGGCUUUCAAGACUUUCAGAGGAUGA